Molecule: messenger RNA, 2093 nt
Organism: Medioppia subpectinata
Lineage: Eukaryota; Metazoa; Arthropoda; Arachnida; Sarcoptiformes; Oppiidae
Source: the annotation of a GenBank genome assembly
AUGGUAGGGACUGGUAGUGACAGCAGGACUGAGUCAGGACUGACGCGCAAAGAAGUGCUCCAACAGUGGAGAGAGCCGAGAGCCGUACACUAUGUGUGGCCCGUGGGGUGCGAUCGGGUGCUAAGUGGCCGGCCGUGCGGUUGUGGGACACUUGUGGUGGGCUGUCGUGAGGGGGCUGUCGGUGGGAAUGAACGUGUGGUUGUACUUGGUGACCACUUGAAGCCAACACCUCACGAGCCCUUCAAGACGGGGAUCUCAGUUAUGGCCUGUUGUCUGAGCGAAGAGGCGAAGGAACAGAAGAGAAUCAAUCAGGAGAUUGAACGCCAGCUCCGCAAAGACAAACGCGAUGCCCGACGGGAACUCAAACUACUCCUUCUCGGCACUGGAGAGUCAGGAAAGAGUACAUUCAUUAAACAAAUGCGAAUAAUUCAUGGAUCGGGUUAUUCGGACGAAGACAAGAGAGGGUUCAUAAAACUCGUUUAUCAGAAUAUCUUUAUGGCUAUGCAAAGCAUGAUUAAAGCCAUGGAUUUGCUCAAAAUCCCUUACAAAGACCCCAGAAAUUCAGACGCCGCAGAGUUAGUCCGUUCUGUAGAUUACGAAACUGUCACCACAUUUGACAGCCCUUUCGUAGAAGCGAUUAAACAGUUAUGGUUUGACUCCGGUAUACAAGAAUGCUAUGAUAGGAGGAGGGAGUAUCAGCUCACAGACUCUGCCAAAUACUAUCUGAGCGAUGUCGAUAGAAUCGCUGCCACCGAUUAUUUGCCUACACAACAAGAUAUUCUUCGAGUCCGAGUGCCUACCACUGGCAUCAUUGAAUACCCGUUCGACUUAGACUCUAUCAUAUUUAGAAUGGUAGACGUGGGCGGCCAGCGGUCGGAGCGGCGGAAAUGGAUCCACUGUUUCGAGAACGUAACUUCAAUUAUAUUCUUAGUCGCCUUAAGUGAAUACGACCAGAUUCUGUUCGAGUCAGACAACGAGAAUCGAAUGGAAGAAAGUAAAGCAUUAUUCAAGACGAUAAUCACAUAUCCGUGGUUUCAAAACUCUUCAGUUAUUCUAUUUCUAAAUAAGAAGGACUUAUUAGAAGAAAAGAUAAUGUAUUCCCAUCUCGUCGACUACUUUCCUGAAUAUGACGGGCCAAAGAAAGAUGCGAUUCACGCGCGAGAAUUUAUUCUAAAGAUGUUUGUCGACCUCAACCCCGAUAGCGAAAAGAUAAUAUAUUCUCAUUUUACGUGUGCAACAGACACUGAGAACAUCCGGUUUGUAUUCGCCGCCGUAAAGGAUACUAUACUUCAGCUUAAUUUAAAAGAAUAUAAUUUGGUUUAAUAGUCAUAAAGUGAUGUUUUAAUUGAAACAAAUUGUAUUUGAAUUGAAAAUAAUUAAUAAUUGAAUGAAACGAAGAUCUGUUGAGAGGAUUGUGAAGAUGUGAAAAGAAGAAAGCAUUUAAAAAAUUGUAAAUUUGUUAUAAUUGUGUUUAUAAGUGUCAGUCAAUGUGUGCGCCAACGCUUUGAUGAGCAAUACAUGGACUGGUAUUAUAUGGGACUGCGGUGUGAGUUGAGUGCCGGACCGUUUGCAUCGCUCCAUCUCUCCAUUCAAUGCAUAGGCCAUACUAUGAGUGCAGCUCUUUGUGCAGUAAAUGGAUUGAAACCAAAACAUAACUAACAAAAAACAGACAAAUAAACAAAUUGACUGAAUUUGAAAUAAUUUACGGUUAAGUACUUGUAUUACACACUCAUUGUGCACAUCAAACCAUUUGUAUUCGCCAUCAAUUCAAACCAACUCUCAGACACUCACAACUCGGGGACUCAAAAACUAUAACUAAAUUUUAGUGCAAUUUUUGUUUAAUUUGCAACAAAAUUGAGACUUUCCUCUGAACCGACAAAAAUACGAUAACAAUUCAAUACAAUAUAAUUUCUCUUCAUUUGCUUUUCAACGCAUUAUUUGAUGGACUGAUCGAUGGACUCAUUUUACAGUGUUUUUUAAAUUUGAUGGAUCCGUUUGAUUGGUGCCAAACAAAUCAAAUACAGCUGAAAAAGUCGCCGCUUUUAAUAUAAAUUUAAAUUAAUUUCUUUCCUUUUGUUUUUUUGGUCAUAAGU